GACAGAGCAGAAACACUGGCAGUGUGUAAUCUGCUGCUGGAUUCUCUCCGUGGGAUUAUCUGCAAUUUCCUCUGGGUUUUUAUGGACGUUUCCUUCUUUCUUUUACCGCGUUUUUGUCGAUUCGUUGAAGUCGUUGGACGUGUGAUUGCACGACAAGACGUAACAUCCCGAGAGACUUCAUUCAUUGCCGGAGCGUCAGUACUUGAACGCACCAUCCGAAGGAGAGAGAAUCCCGCCUGCAGCCAUGUGCGUCUAAAGAAAAACUUAAAUGGAAACGGAUGAAUCCCCCAGCAUGCUUUGUGGCUUUUUCUCUGGGUUAAAAAGCAAGGAGUCGUGUUUGAAGCGAAGAAGGUUUCAACUUCCAAACUCCUGAUUUAUUCAUCCAGAGUCCAUCAAUAAUUAAAGGCUACAAAGUCGACAAGCAGAGCGUUCAGACCCUCCGACUGCAGAGAAUCCAACUUCCUGCACUUUGAGGACCAAACGUGCAAAAAUAAAAACACGUUUCUGCACUUUUUAAAAAACGGAUUCAACAAUUCUUCAGAUUAGUCUGACGUGUUGUCGCUUAAUCUGCUGUAGAGACGCUUCAGGAUGUCGGCCAAUAAAUAAUGAAAAAUGUUUAUUAUUUCCUGAUCUGUCUUAUUAAGAUGAGAUAAGAUGAGAAGUACUUUAUUGAUCCCAAUGUGGGAAAUGUUUGCAGUUCAGCAGCUUAAAAAUACAAGGCAUUGAACAUUAGAGAAAUAAAAAGACUAGAAGUAAACCAUUCAAAAUGUAAACACAAAUAGAAAUAAAAUAGCAUUACAAAAGGACUUUAUUCUCGCUCAGUCAUCGAAAACCCUCCGAAGAAAUGUCGUCUGAGAGGAAACCAACGUGCUUCAAACCCUAAGGAUGUACUUUCUUUCAUCCUAAUGUUUUUUAAGUCAUCUUCUCUUGAAAUCCGGACAUGUGACUCAGCUGCGUCUCAACGUUUCUCCCCAUGGAGCGACCGUAACACCUUCAAGACUCAAGACUCAAGGCUUUUAUUGUCAUUCGUACUGAGCUACAGUUUAGAUAUGGCAAUGAAAUCUGAGGCUCCUCCAACAGAGAAACACAAUAUAACAGAUCAAAUUGUAAAUACAAAUACAAUAGAAUAUAAAUAGUGCAGUAAGAGUCUAUAUACAAGUGAUAGGAAUAUAAUGUAUUAGAUACAUAAUGAGUAAGUUGCAAACAGAUGGAUGUUCGUCACAGAGUGCAGGUGUUUAACAGUCUUACGGCCUGUGGGAUGAAACUGUCUCUGAGUCUGGUGGCUUUAAAUAUGAUGUAUUUAUUUCAACAAGGACCAUGCCUACAAACACAUUCAUCUCAGAAAAGAGAAGAGAUUAAUUAAGCCAGAUUUGAGCUAAUAGCUACCUUCCAUCUGCAGUCCUUUUCGACCUGACCUUUCAGCCUCGCUGCCGUUUCCUAUCGGACAUGUUUGGUGUUUUUCACUGAAGAAGCGAGCGUCCUCAGAGGUUUGUUCCUCUGGUUCUCGGGGAGAUGGCGGCGGCCAUCGCCAGCUCCCUGAUCCGACAGAGGCGUCAGGCCCGAGAAAACAACACAGAGAAAGUGACCACCAACAACAAGAGGAGGACGAGUCCCAGCAAAGACAAAGACCCGCGGUCUCUGUGUGAGAGACACAUCUUCAGCGUCUUCAGCAAGGUGCGCUUCUGCAGCGGCAAGAAGAGGCCGGUCAGACGGAAACCAGAGCCGCAGCUGAAGGGCAUCGUGACUCGUCUCUUCGGCGAACAAGGCUUCUUCCUUCAGAUGCAGCCGGACGGAGCCAUCAGCGGAAACAAAGACGAGAACAGUGACUACA
Molecule: messenger RNA, 1831 nt
Organism: Gymnodraco acuticeps
Lineage: Eukaryota; Metazoa; Chordata; Actinopteri; Perciformes; Bathydraconidae
Product: fibroblast growth factor 12-like
Biological process (GO): regulation of cell migration; animal organ morphogenesis; positive regulation of gene expression
Cellular component (GO): cytoplasm
Molecular function (GO): fibroblast growth factor receptor binding; growth factor activity
Source: RefSeq, a predicted model, not a curated record